AACCUUUUAAAGAUGUAUCUUGAACGAGUAUCAUGUUGUUAAGAUUUGAGGUUAAGUCCGUCUAAUUACAUUUAACUUGAAUAUAAUUGUUUCUUAUUUAUUUUUAACGUACUUCCAGCCUGUUCUGAGACUGUUUGUGCACAAAUACUGGUCUGCUGCAUACCGGUGCCGUGGACGUAAACAUAAACAAUAUAAAAGGUAUAAUAUAUAUGGAUAUAUUUUACAUUUAAUACAAUGGAUGUGUUAGAACCAGAGUUAAUUUGGGUUAAUGGACGAUGCUAUAGAUUUUACGAAAGUAGUGUUUGGAAAAACAUUAACACAUCUGCCCCGUACAUGGAGGAUGACAAUGAAUCAGUUGUUUGUUCUGAAGAGGAAAGUGAUACUGAUAUAGAGAUAGUACCUCAUAAUGAUACACAGUUUAAACACACUUUUUACGUACCCAAAAUUUUUUAUUCGCAUAUAAUUGGAGCAAAAGGUUCAACACUCAAAAAACUGGAAAGUGAAACAAGAGCAACUAUAGAGAUACCAAAGAAGGGAAAAGAUGGAAAUAUUGUCAUUAUUGCGCGAGAUCGUAAAACUGUGUCAUCGGCAAAAAACAGAAUUGAUUUGCUGAUAGAGGCGUCUAAAAAGAAGAUAAAUUUUACACAUUUCUUGUCAAUUCCAUUAAAUAAGAAAAAUAUAAUUGAUAAAUUUAAUUUGUUCAAAACUGACGUGUUGAAGAGAUACGACAAGGCUACGUAUAAUAUUGACGAAACACUGUUUCAAACGCCAUGCAAGUUGCACCUUACUAUCGGAGUGCUCAAGUUAUUUGAUGACAAUGAUAAAGAACAUGCUAUCAACGCUCUUAAGAAAUGUAAAGAAGAUAUCAUAGAUCCUAUUAUUAAGAAAUCUGGACCAAUAACCAUACAGUUGCAAGGAGUUGCUUGUAUGAAUGAUGAUCCAACUGAAGUUAGAGUUUUGUACGCACAAAUUACUCCCAAUGAAAAAUUACAAGAAAUUGUUGAUAAAGUUAGCAACUAUUUUGACGACAUAGGUUUGAAGAAAAAAGAGCACGAAAGAGUAAAAUUGCACGCCACUUUAAUGAAUAUAUUCUUCAGGGAUGAUUACUAUGCGAAAUUCAAAAAAAACUUUGAUGCAAGUGAAAUAUUAAAAAUGUACAAGGAUGCGUCUUUUGGAGAAACAAAAUUAGAACAAAUUGACAUAUCUGAGCGUCACACAGCUGUCAAAGACAAUUACUAUAAGUCACUUGUUAGUAUUGUUGUUUAAAUACUAAAUGUAUAUUAUACAUUUAUAUAACUUUCUUGUACAAGGAAGGACAUGUUUAUUGUCACAAAUGUGUGUACAAACAAUAUUGUAAAAUUAUGUCAGAAAAAAACAAACUAUUUAUUAUAAUAUCUUUGAAAACGGCGAAAUCUUGUUUCUGUACAUACAAAAAUUAAUAUAAAAUGUAUAGCUUUUCUAUCUAUAAUUUGCUUUAAGUUUAUAAUUAGAAUAAUUUGUAAAAGGUAUUUAGUUGUGUGUCAUUUGUGUUAUAUUUGAACUUAUACUUGCAAAAGUUUAAUCAUUAAUGGUAACAUUUUAUAGACACAAGGAUAUUUAAUAAAAAUAAAAUAAAUAUAUAUGUAAUAUUUAUCACAAAGAUAUAUAAAGUUUAUGUAUUUGUAUAUAAACUUCUGUUAUAAAUUCAUACAGUAUGUGUGUCCGGAACUCUCAAACAAAUUAAAAUAAUGGAAACGUUUUCAAUAUUAUGUAAUAAUAACAGAAUAAUAAAAUCCUUGGUGCUGGAAAACA
Messenger RNA from Pseudomyrmex gracilis, 1791 nucleotides. RefSeq names its product activating signal cointegrator 1 complex subunit 1. The coding region runs from base 235 to 1266 and encodes 343 amino acids. Gene Ontology annotation, molecular function: RNA binding. The transcript has 7 exons. Gene Ontology annotation, biological process: DNA alkylation repair; regulation of DNA-templated transcription. The record is from RefSeq and is a predicted model, not a curated record. Gene Ontology annotation, cellular component: nucleus. NCBI's taxonomy places the organism in Eukaryota, Metazoa, Arthropoda, Insecta, Hymenoptera, Formicidae.